This is a messenger RNA of Rhipicephalus microplus (southern cattle tick), 1210 nucleotides long. RefSeq names its product very long chain fatty acid elongase AAEL008004. Gene Ontology annotation, biological process: sphingolipid biosynthetic process; fatty acid elongation, polyunsaturated fatty acid; very long-chain fatty acid biosynthetic process. Gene Ontology annotation, cellular component: endoplasmic reticulum membrane. Gene Ontology annotation, molecular function: fatty acid elongase activity. NCBI's taxonomy places the organism in Eukaryota, Metazoa, Arthropoda, Arachnida, Ixodida, Ixodidae. The record is from RefSeq and is a predicted model, not a curated record.
GACCUAAACGGCAGCGAAAGCCAGUGACUAUUUCGUCGACACCCCGGAGUGACUCGAAGCAAGCAUGGCUUCUACAGCAAAUGUGACCGUGGGUGAUGGCCUGAUGGCCACCGAACUGUUCCUGACACGGGAUCCCCGCACCAUAGACUGGCCACUGGCCGGCGACACACAGUUCAUCAUCUUCCUGUUUGCGGCGUACAUCUACAUCGUCAAGGUGGGUGGGCCCUGGUUCAUGAAGUACCGCAAGCCGUACGAUGACAUCAAGCCGCUAAUCAUCCUCUACAACGCGGCCAUGGUGCUCCUAAACUGCUACUUUGUGGUGGCCUUCCUCUCCAAGUCGUACUUGGGCGGCGGCUACAGCCUCCUCUGCCAGGGCAUCAACUACGAGGCUCGCGACGAGGUCACAAUGAGCAUUCUGGCGCUCUGCUGGUGGUACGUGAUGGUGAGGAUAGCUGACUUUCUGGACACGAUCUUCUUCGUGCUUCGAAAGAAGUACUCGCACGUCUCCUUCCUACACGUCGUCCACCACAUCCUGGUCGUCUUCAACGGCUGGUUCGGUCUCACCUAUGGGGCUGAUGGUCACGUCACGUUCGGCGUCAUCCUCAACAGCUUCGUGCACGUGAUCAUGUACAGCUACUAUUUCCUCUCGCUGCUUGGUCCAUCCGUGAAGAAGCACCUGUGGUGGAAGCGCUACCUCACCCUGUUCCAGCUCGCACAGUUCGUGAUGAUCUUCCUGCACACGCUGAUGCCGCUCUUCAUUAGCUGCGGCUACCCGAGGACGCACACAUACAUCGUGCUGAGUCAGGCUGCCUUCUUCUUCGUCAUGUUCAUCCGCUUUUACCUGAAGGCCUACAGUGACAAGAAGGAUGCCAGCAUAGAUGGUCAAGCCGUCAAGGACAAGGUCCACUGAGAACUUAAAGCCGCAUGUUCAUCAACUGCAUGGAUUCUCAAGUUGGGUUUCGCAGAAACCCCGUAUUCUGUGACAGAAGUCUUAGGGUUCCACGAGUGGCCCGAACCAGUGCAACCCAAUCGGGUUUUACCCCCAUUAAGAGCAUUUUUAUUUAUUUAGACAAGCAUCCACAGAUCGGUUGUCUGCAGGUAGCGAGAGACCCAUGUGCUAGCAAUUUUAUUGCGUGCUAUGAAACACUAUGUUGGUUAGCUGCAAUUCAAAUAACAAUAAAGGGCACCUCGGCGCUUUAUUCGUGGCUCA